AUGGACAAACAAAUCGAGACUUGGGUAGCCUCAUGCGGGAGAUGCCAGGAAACCAGACCCAGCCCUCCCUCCGCCCCAAUCCUGGAAUGGGAAACCCCCAGGGGACCAUGGUCCAGGAUCCAUAUAGACUUCGCCGGACCAACCAAGGGGCACACAUUCCUGAUAACGGUCAACACUUACUCCAACUGGCUGGAGGUAAGCGCCAUGAAAUCCACCACCACGGAGGCUGUUAUCAAAAAACUAAACAAACUAUUCACCACCCACGGCCUACCAGAUAUGCUGGUAUCAGACAACGGGCCACAAUUUACUGCACUGGCAUUUGAAAAAUUCCUGGCAGAAAGGGGCAUACGACAUGCGUUGAUAGCACCCGCUCAUCCGGCGGCGAACAGGCGGGCGGAACGCAAGGUUCGUUACACAAAAAAUACCAUACAAAAAAUCGAAACCGGGGACAUACAGUAA
Notechis scutatus (mainland tiger snake) is the source of this 459-nucleotide messenger RNA. The record is from RefSeq and is a predicted model, not a curated record. NCBI's taxonomy places the organism in Eukaryota, Metazoa, Chordata, Lepidosauria, Squamata, Elapidae.